Messenger RNA from Puntigrus tetrazona (Sumatra barb), 959 nucleotides. It is a transcript of the gene nccrp1, whose product is annotated as P1, F-box associated domain containing. The record is from RefSeq and is a predicted model, not a curated record. Bases 87 to 800 code for a protein of 237 amino acids. Gene Ontology annotation, molecular function: ubiquitin protein ligase activity. Gene Ontology annotation, cellular component: SCF ubiquitin ligase complex; cytoplasm. Lineage: Eukaryota; Metazoa; Chordata; Actinopteri; Cypriniformes; Cyprinidae. The transcript has 6 exons. Gene Ontology annotation, biological process: SCF-dependent proteasomal ubiquitin-dependent protein catabolic process; glycoprotein catabolic process.
CUCUUCCGAACCGGUUUUCUGGGUGGGGCAGACCGUAAUAAAAACACGUGUCUGCUGUGUGUGGACUGCGAAGAAAACAGUCUGAAAUGGCGGCUGACUGGAAACAGAAGUGUGCCUCGCAGUGGCAGCUGGGGGCUCUCGGUGUCCCUACGCCCGACGGCGUGGACUGGAAAUCGGUGUUUGAGAAGAAGCCGUUUGAACGCAACCUACUGAAGAACCCCUCGCCUUACGGUGUAAGCCACAGCAUCCCACCCCCCGAAACCCCUCGAUCGGGAAUGCCUCCUCCUUCAAGCCAGCCCCCUCAGUUUGAGCCCAACGGUAAUUUCACUGGCUGGAAAACUAGUACAGAAGUUUUACCAUAUGACACUAGUGGAAUUCCCCCAAGGGCUGUGGUCUGCUAUCUGCCUCAGUUCAGGUGGUUCUCCUUGGAGCAGUGUGUGGACCUGAAGGCUGAGGGUCUAUGGGACCAACUGCUGGAUGACUUUCAGCCUGAGAUCGUCAUUGAGGACUGGUAUGAGGAAAGUCAGCUUCAUAAAUCUAUCUAUCAGCUUGAUGUGAAGCUCUUGGGUGCUGAUGGUAAGACCGUUAUCAAGCAGCACACAUAUAACCCUGAAGAGAACCUGGAGGUCUACUCGCACACCUGGAAGAAGGUCUCGCAUGUAUUCUCCAAGUAUGGGUCAGGAGUGCGGUACAUUCACUUCCUCCACAAACUGAAGAACCAGUUCAUGGUUGAAUUCUUUAAUACCAAAGUCACAGACAGCUCGAUUAUUAUCAAGACCAGCAAAGCCAGUGUAAAAUAAUCACAGUCAAAAAAAAAAAACUGGUAGGAGUUGAUACACACUGUAGAGUUUGUAUUUUGAAUAAAGCAAUUGUCUUGUCUGCAAGGUUUUUAUAAAUUAACUGCACUUUCAUAACAUGUAUCUAGCAAGUUAAUACUGUAAUAAAACAUUCCUCAUUCA